AUGGCGGCGCUUCUCUUUCUUUUCCUCUUCUAUCCCCUCGCGCUCCUCAUUGUCUGGAGGGUGUUAUCAUCCAUUUACCGCGGGCUUUUUUCGCCUCUCAGGCAUAUUCCAGGCCCAUUUCUGGCCCGCUUCACCGAUCUAUGGUACCUUGGCAGAGUACGGCGUGGACAUUUUGAACGAGACAACAUAGCCUUGCAUCGCAAACAUGGCCCCAUUGUUCGAUAUGGCCCCAACCGAUAUAGCUUUGACCAUCCACAAGCAGCGCCGAUCAUCUAUGGUGUUGGGCAGGCCGAUAAGUUUGCCAAAUCGUCCUUCUACCAAACCUUUGCCACCCCAAACCCCAACCAGCCGUCCCUUUUCGCUCAUGCGAACAUCAAAGAGCAUGCCCAGAUGCGAAGGCUCUACCAAGGUACCCAUGCCAUGUCAGCACUCGUCUCAUACGAAGACUUUGUCAACGAAUGUACCGACUUGUUUGAUCAACGACUGAGAGAGAUGGCUGAACAGUCUGGGUCAACUAGGGCCAUGUCGGUUGUUGACAUGGGCCACUGGUUCCAAUGCUACGCCUUCGAUGUCAUAAGCAUGAUUACCUACUCGGAGAGACUAGGAUUCCUUGACCGCGGUACAGACAUAGCGGGUAUUAUGGCCUCCUUGGAAGGGUUCCUUAACUACGCCAGUUCUGUGGGCAUCUACUCGUGGAUGCAUCCAUUUCUGUUCACCGCUAGCAACUGGUUUGCAGGCAAGUCGGGUAGUGGGAUAGGGUAUGUCAUACAGUUCACUGAGCGGCUGAUGCGUGAGCAUCAAUCAAAGCCCAAGCACCUGGACAUUGAGAACGAGGACACUCAGCAAAUGGACUUUCUCUCCAAAUAUGAGGCGCGACGUCGAAAAGAUCCCCUCACCUACAAUUCUUGGUAUGUUUUGAGUGGAUGCGCAUCCAACAUGACGGCUGGGUCAGACACCACGGGGAUCAGUCUCUCGGCUGUCCUAUUCUUCCUCAUGAAUCACCCAGAAGCGACCCGGAAACUGCGCCUAGAAGUUGAUCAACAUCACACUCGAGCUAGAGAUUCAAGGAAUCUCAGCUUCAAGGAAACUCAAGAAAUGCCAUAUCUUCAGGCCGUUAUUAAAGAGGCCUUAAGGCUACAUCCUGCAGUCGGCCUCCCUUUGGAACGGGUGGUGCCAGAAGGUGGCGCUACGAUUGCCGGACAAUUCUUUCCAUCGGGGACCACUGUCGGUAUCAACCCUUGGGUAGAGCAUGCGAGCUUGACUACCUUUGGACCAGACCCGGAGGUAUUCCGACCUGAGCGUUGGCUCGAAAGCGACAAGCAGAAGCUUGACGCGAUGAAUCGACAUUGGGUACCCUUUGGGAUGGGUGCAAGGACCUGCAUUGGAAGACACAUCUCUACAUUAGAGAUAUCUAAGCUUAUCCCGCGGAUCGUCCGGGACUUCAAUUUUGUAUUCCCUGGAGACGCCCCGACCAAAGGAGAGUGGAAGACGACGAAUUACUGGUUUGUGAAGCCCAAAGGAUUCAAGGUCGGUAUUCGCAUAAGACAGUAG
This is a messenger RNA of Ilyonectria robusta, 1551 nucleotides long. RefSeq names its product cytochrome P450. Bases 1 to 1551 code for a protein of 516 amino acids. Gene Ontology annotation, molecular function: oxidoreductase activity, acting on paired donors, with incorporation or reduction of molecular oxygen; monooxygenase activity; heme binding. NCBI's taxonomy places the organism in Eukaryota, Fungi, Ascomycota, Sordariomycetes, Hypocreales, Nectriaceae. The record is from RefSeq and is a predicted model, not a curated record. The transcript is spliced from 3 exons.